AUGGUUGACCGUUUAGUAAAUAGUGAAGUAAAUACUCGCCGUAUUUUAAAUGUUGAGGCUUGUUUCGGAAGUACUGGUCAACAGUUGGCAGCAUACGGACGGGUUUUGGUCGGUGAGGGAGUAUUGGUGAAAAUGUGUAGGAAAAAACCUAAACCGCGCCAGUUUUUCCUUUUCAACGAUAUUUUGGUGUAUGGCAAUAUUUUAAUCUCAAAAAAACGUUACAACAAACAGCAUGUAAUUCCACUGGAAGAGGUGCAGCUACAAGAUCUUGACGAUGAGGGAGACAUGAGGAAUGGUUGGCUCAUUAAAACAAGAUUGAAGUCAUUCGCUGUUUUCGCAGCAACAAGUACAGAGAAGAAGGAAUGGAUUUUACACAUUGAACGUUGCGUACAUGAUAUUCUUACCCGAGGUGGAAAAAAACCUGCAACUGAGCAUGCUGCAGUUUGGGUGCCUGAUGGUGAAGCGACUAAGUGCAUGGCUUGUCAAAGGACACAGUUUACCGUCAUACAGCGCAGGCAUCACUGUCGCGCUUGUGGUAAUGUCGUAUGUGGAACAUGUUCUUCACACAGUUAUCGUAUUCCUGUAAGUAAAAGGCCUGUUCGCGUUUGUGACAGUUGUUUUGCGAAAUUUGUUUCGAAGGAUUCUGGGCACUCAAAUGCAGUUACCUCUGGACCAGGCAUAUUAAACGAUGGGUCAAGUGAUUCUGAUGAUGAAGAUAAAAGUGUUACUUACGACCUACAGCCCACAUUCUACAGCAGAAUUGGAUGUGGUGAAGAGAAAAAAAAAUGCUCAUCCUUUGUGGAGUAG
Messenger RNA from Brugia malayi, 807 nucleotides. RefSeq lists its product as uncharacterized. The record is from RefSeq and is a predicted model, not a curated record. Gene Ontology annotation, molecular function: phosphatidylinositol binding; metal ion binding. The transcript is spliced from 8 exons. Bases 1 to 807 code for a protein of 268 amino acids. Lineage: Eukaryota; Metazoa; Nematoda; Chromadorea; Rhabditida; Onchocercidae. Gene Ontology annotation, cellular component: early endosome.